CUCUCUCUCUCUCUCUCUACCUUCUCUCUAAUUUUGGCAAAUCACACCAAAAACAUUGAUUCCAAUUAAUUAAUUGAUUAGUUUUAAUUCAUUUCAUUGGUAAAAACCAAUUCAACACCACCACCAACAGCUCUUCGUUCUUCGAUCGCGAUUAUCUUUGAGGUUAUCUUCACCCGUACAUAUAUUCUACUCUGGCUGAAGUGAGUGCAUAAGCUAUGGCCCUUGAAGGCAUAGUAUCCUCUCCGCAUAGAAGGACACAGAAUGCGCAAAAUGCAUUUUCUGCAUCUGCACCACCAAUAAAAAAGCACUACUCAAAGGGGGAUGAAUUGGAAAGCUGUUCGGGGCUUGUCCAGCGGCAUCGGUUUCUCCUCACGGCUCUUGUUCUCCUGGCGUGUCUCUGUACUAUUUAUCUCUACUUUGCCAUAACUUUAGGGGCUGGUGAAUCAUGUUCUGGGUUGACGGGAGCUGAGAAAGCGUUGUGUCGCGUGGAGCAAGCAAAAGCAACAAUGGCCAAAGGAAAAUUAAAGUUUUAUUAGUAUAUAGAUGACAUCGCAGAAGAUGGUGGUGGUGAUUCUCUUCCCCUAAGGGUUUAAAUUUAAUUUUAAAAUUAUGUUACUAGUAGAUGUUAGAACCUCUCAGGAGCUAUAUAGCUCCUUAGUUUUUAAUCAUGUAAACAUGAAUUUCAGAUGAAUUUUGUUUUUGAAAACUUGUAUAACAACUUCAAACAAUUAUCUUACUUGUGAAAUCCGAAAUUUUGGGUUUUUUUUUUUUUUU
Molecule: messenger RNA, 774 nt
Organism: Camellia sinensis
Lineage: Eukaryota; Viridiplantae; Streptophyta; Magnoliopsida; Ericales; Theaceae
Source: RefSeq, a predicted model, not a curated record